UGUUAAAAAUGAGCUCAGCUCAGUGGGGAAACUCCUAUGAAAAUAUAUGGGCGGACACGGAGGAAACCCCGUCCACGCCCUCUUCGUGAUUUAUAAGGCCAGCGCCCCGUUUGCACCAUCAGAUUCGGGAUUCGAGAGCGAGACAGUGUCGGCAAUCUUCAACAAGGAAGCAAAAUCAACCUGAUUUGACUCAAACAGAAAGACUUAAAGAGCCAGCAUGUCCAAAGCCACAACAAUGCCACGGCCCAUGUGUUUGGUGGAGAAUGUGAAUGGAUCGCUCUGCGUCUGUAAAGACACCAUUGAGUUCCUGAGUAGGAUCAAUGAGCCGGUGGUGGUGGUGUCUGUGGUGGGACUCUACCGUACAGGGAAAUCAUACCUUAUGAAUCGUUUGGCAAGACAACAGUCAGGCUUUGCUCUCGGAAACACUAUUGAGUCAAAGACCAAAGGCAUUUGGAUGUGGUGUGUGCCUCACCCCUUAAUAGAAGGACAAACUCUGGUGCUGCUGGACACAGAAGGACUGGGUGAUGUGAACAAGGGAGACUCCAAGAAUGACGGAUGGAUCUUCUGUCUGGCUGUUUUGCUUAGCAGCACUCUGGUGUACAACAGUCGUGGCACCAUUGAUAACAAUGCACUGGAACAGCUGCACUACGUUACUGAACUUGCUGAGCAGAUCAAGAUCAGAUCUCCAUCAGAAGCAGCAGAAGAGGAGGAAGGGGAUUCUCAGUUUGUGCGCUUUUUUCCAUCAUUUGUCUGGGUCGUGAGAGAUUUCACCUUGGAUUUGGAAAUAGAUAGAAAGAAAGUAUCAGAGGACGAGUACCUUGACUUUGCCCUCCAGCUGAAGAAAGGUGUAAGUAAGAAAAUCAGUGACUACAACCUGCCCAGACAAUGCAUCCGUAAUUAUUUCCCUACCCGGAAGUGUUUCGUUUUCCCAUCUCCAACCUCACCAGAAAAAAUGACACGCUUAGAAACUCUACAAGAACAGGACCUACUGCCAGAAUUUCUUGAGGUCACAGGCCAUUUCUGUGACUACAUGUUUGUCAAGAGUGCUGUGAAAACACUGAAAGGAGGACACAGAGUUACUGGAAGAAGACUGGGUCAUUUGGUUCAGAAUUAUGUGGAUACAAUCAGCAGUGGUCGUGUGCCCUGUCUGGACAAUGCCGUGGUUGCUCUGGCAAAUCUAGAGAACCAGGCUGCUGUUCAAGAAGCCUUAAAAAUAUAUCAGAGUGGGAUGGAAGAGGUGAAGAGUAAGUUCCCAGUAAAUGUGACUGAUCUUACUGCGGAGCACCAGAAGUUUAGCAGUUUGGCCACCUCGGAGUUCAUGAAAUGUUCCUUUAAAGAUGAUAAAGGAGAGUACCUUGGAAAUCUGAUGGAAGCCAUAGAUACGAACUAUAUCGACCUGAUAGACAAGAAUGAAAAGACAUCAGAGAAAAAGUGUGGAGACCUGCUGAAGAAUUUGUUCUCUGAGAUGAGUGAACAGAUGCAGAAUGGAUUGUACAGUCAGCCUGGAGGAUACGAACUUUACUGCAGGGACCGAGACGCCGCCGUUGCAGAAUACCGCAGUGAGCCCAACAAAGGAGUCAGGGCGGAGGCCGUGCUGAAUGAGUUUUUGAAGGAGCGGGGAGCUGAAGCAAACAGCAUCCUUCUCACUGAUAAAAAACUCACUGAAAAUGACAGAAAGAUUCAAGAGGAAAAAGAAAAGGCAGCUCUGAUGGAACAGCGGUGUAAAGAAGAGGAAGAGAAACGAAUUGAGAGUGAACGAAUAAUGGAGGUGGAGAAGGAGCGGCAGGAGGACAGAAUGAGGCAGAUGGAGGAGAAGUUUAGCUUUGAGAUGCAGCAGCAACAGCAGGAGAUGGACCGAGCUCUGGAGAGCAAACUGAAGGAGCAGGAAGAGCUGCUAAACAAAGGCUUUAAGGAGAAAGCUGGUUUUCUUGAUGAAGAGAUCAGGAAUCUUAAAGCGGAACAGAAAGAGAGCAGUUCUGGUGGCUUUUUUAAGGGAGUUUUAAUGCCUCUUAUCAGCACUGCAGCACAAUUGAUUCCCAGCUUUCUCACUCACAGAGUGAUGAUGAAGGGACUAAAAUAAUGAACCAUGAAUAAAAAAUGCAAAACAUUGUUACAUCCCAUUUCAUUCAUUUAUAAAUGUGUGGGAAAGAGACAGUUGAGGGUGUUGCCCAGACGUGCUUGUUGUUAAACUGUGAAGGCUAAUCUCAUGAGUAUUCAUUAGAUUAUGUGAAAUUAAUUAAACAUGAUUUUUGCUGUUUUGAAAUAGUCUUCUAUGUAUUGUAUUGUUGCGGAGAUUAGGCCUUUAGUAGAGUUUGCUUAUGUCCAAGUCAGAAACAUUAUAAGUUCUCAUCAUUACAAUGCAAUUUCAGAUAGUAGUCAUUCUUGCUGACCAAUUCAAGUGCUCAUAUUAAGUUGUGACAUUUGAUUUGAUAACUUGAUUUUAUGUACUAAAAUAUUAGCACCAAGCCUUAACUUUUUAAACUAUUCAGCAUGUUGGAAAGACUUUCAGUAGGCUACCCGAUAGUGUGCUUCAUCGCAAAUCCUAUGAAAUGAAAAAUACCAGAAAUUAAAAUAAAAUAUCUGUAUAUCAGUGCAAGUUGUAAACCAUCAUUUUGAUUCUGUAUGUUCUCAGAAAAAGUAAAUA
Molecule: messenger RNA, 2644 nt
Organism: Xyrauchen texanus (razorback sucker)
Lineage: Eukaryota; Metazoa; Chordata; Actinopteri; Cypriniformes; Catostomidae
Product: guanylate-binding protein 1-like
Exons: 11
Coding region: 218-2080 (620 amino acids)
Molecular function (GO): GTPase activity; GTP binding
Source: RefSeq, a predicted model, not a curated record